Molecule: messenger RNA, 1469 nt
Organism: Asparagus officinalis (garden asparagus)
Lineage: Eukaryota; Viridiplantae; Streptophyta; Magnoliopsida; Asparagales; Asparagaceae
Product: protein PLANT CADMIUM RESISTANCE 5-like
Exons: 5
Coding region: 157-867 (236 amino acids)
Source: RefSeq, a predicted model, not a curated record
AUCUUACGAAACCGUACCCCACUGAAAACUGGAAUCCACAAAUUUAAGGUUCCGUGUCUUCGACGAAAAUUUAUACAAGGGGGUAAACUUCGAAAUUAAACCCUAACCCUAAACCUAAGCGAUGCGGAAUCCGAAUCGGAAGAGUCUCGCGAACGAAUGGCGGCUAUCGAUUUCGACAUGCUUUGGCACCCGGUGGCGCUUCAAACGCAGGGGAUUUCAACGAAUAAGGGAGUGAGAGAGGAUGCAUUUGAGUUAGAUUUUGGAGGAGUUCAGCGGAUGUGGGAAGGAAGAGUCCUGGAUUGCUUUGAGGAUCGGAGGAUUGCUAUCGAAUCCGCUUGCUGCCCUUGCUAUAGAUUUGGGAAGAACAUGAGAAGGGCCAACCUUGAUCCUUGUUUUCUUCAGGGUUCUAUUUAUUUUAUCCUUGUGGUGACUGUUCUAUCCAACUUCAUUGCCUUUGGAUUCACGAUGCAGCAUUGUUAUUUAUAUAUGGGACUUGCUUCUUCUGUCGCAUUUUGUUUAUAUCUGGGUUAUUUUCGUACAAGGAUCAGAAGACAGUUUAACAUUGGGGGGAGCGGUAGUUCAUUAGAUGACUGUGCCUACCAUCUCAUUUGCCCAUGCUGUACGCUAUGCCAGGAGUCCAGGACUCUGGAGAUGAACAAUGUCCAAGAUGGUGUUUGGCAUGGCAGGGGUGAAACAAUCUGUGUUGGAAGUUUUGGAGAAGGGAACAAAGUGUUCUCUUCUGUCCACAAGCCAACUGUGAUGAUGACCAUGGAAAGAACAUCAAAUGGAAGUAAUCAUUCUUGGAAUGGGAAUACUAGCCAUUCAGAGCCUCUGGUUGUGUCAGCCCAGCAAGGAAAAAACCCCUAGAGAAUUGUGAUUUUACUUGCAGUGGUUCAGGCAAAGUGCCACUCUGAUCUAUUUCGUACAUUACCGUCAAGGCUUGCUGGCUUCCAUCGAAGAGCGAAGCUCAGUGCAUUCGACCAACAGCCGGAGACUUUGUCAUAAUGAUUCAGGUGGAAGUCUUGGGAAACUUCCCUUCAUCAUUCAUCAGUCAUCCCUUCUAAUUCUCAGAGUCGUAUAUCUGGUUACACCAAGCCGAAGCCUCUAAUUGUGAAAAGGCUUCAUCUGCGUUAUGUGUUGUUUCUGUUUGUUUUUGUGAUUGUUUUCGUCCGAUGAGGCGCUUUGUGCAUGAUGUAGUGAUUGUUUAUCCUUCCUCCCGAUGGCAAUCUGUUGUUCGUGAUCGCGGAAAGUUUUCUUCUUUCAAGUUCAGGGUUUGUCUAAAUACGUUAAUUGGAUGGAAUUCAUUGGGUACAGUACCAAUAAGGCAGCCAACAAGUACUUUGGACCAUUUUCUUUCUAUCUAAGACAAAAAUGUACGUUGCCCUUAAAUAUGGAAUAUAUUUUCGCGGGAUAUGUCUGAUUGAACAGAGAGCGUACCGGAAAUGAUAGCGAUUUUUUUUUUCUUUCUA